Messenger RNA from Humulus lupulus (European hop), 3079 nucleotides. Its product is annotated as probable linoleate 9S-lipoxygenase 5. The record is from RefSeq and is a predicted model, not a curated record. The transcript is spliced from 9 exons. Gene Ontology annotation, molecular function: metal ion binding; oxidoreductase activity, acting on single donors with incorporation of molecular oxygen, incorporation of two atoms of oxygen; protein binding. Bases 107 to 2743 code for a protein of 878 amino acids. Gene Ontology annotation, biological process: lipid oxidation. NCBI's taxonomy places the organism in Eukaryota, Viridiplantae, Streptophyta, Magnoliopsida, Rosales, Cannabaceae.
CUAUUCAUUUUUUUUUUCUAUAAAUAUUUUUUCUUAUAUACACACAUAGUCACACAUUAAACUCCUCAAAGACUUUGUCUUCCUGGUCCUUGACUUCGAAACUAUCAUGGAUUCCGGUUCAAGUCCAGGAAUAACUCACAAAGUAAUGCAAACUUGUUGUCUGAAAGGCCAGAAAGAGGUUCCAAAUCACAAGGUGGCUGAGACAAAGAAGAUCCAUGGAGAAGUUGUUUUGAUGAAGAAGAACGUUUUAGACGCACAUGACAUGUCAGCUUCUUUACUUGAUCGAGUCUAUGAGCUUUUUGGCAAGGGUGUUUCCGUACAGCUUAUCAGUUCUGUUCAUCCCCACCCAGUGCAUGGCGACCGGGGGAUGUAUGGAAAGGCAACCUACUUGGAGAAAUGGAUUACGACGAAGACUCCAUUAACAGCAAAAGAAACUUGUUUCAGUGUAUUCUUUGAAUGGGAUGAAAGCAUAGGAAUUCCAGGAGCUUUAGUGAUCAAAAACAAUCACCAUAGUCAAUUCUACCUCAAAACAAUCACUCUGAAAGAUGUUCCAGGGCAUGGUUCAGUACAUUUUGUCUGUAAUUCCUGGGUUUACCCUGCAUACCGUUACAAGUAUGAUAGAAUAUUCUUCUCAAACAAGACUUACCUACCAUGUGAGACACCUCAGUUGUUGCACCACUAUAGAGAAGAAGAGCUAAAGAAUCUGAGGGGCAAUGGAACUGGUGAGCUCAAGGAGUGGGAUAGAGUAUAUGACUAUGACUACUACAAUGAUCUGGGGAAACCUACAAAACCAAAGUAUGCACGCCCAAUUCUUGGUGGAUCAGAGAAGUAUCCUUAUCCGCGAAGAGGAAGAACUGGUAGAAAAAAGUACAAAAAGUAUCCUGACAUUGAGACAAGAUUGCCACUUUUGGAUCUGGACAUCUAUGUUCCUAGAGAUGAAAGGUUUGGACAUGUCAAGUUUUCUGAUUUUCUGGCCUAUGCGUUGAAAUCCCUAGUCCAAGUAUUGAUCCCAGAGUUAGCAUCUUUGACUGACAAAACUAUUAACGAGUUUGACUCCUUUAAACAAGUACUGGAUCUGUAUGAUGAUAAUGCCAAGAAAUCAAAAGGGCAUACACUGAAGAAAAUAAGAGAAUGCAUACCUUGGGAGUUCCUCAGGGAAAUUCUCCGUCAAGAGGAAGGAUUUCGUAAGCUUCCCAUGCCUGAUGUGAUCAGAGAGGAUAAUACUGCUUGGAGAACAGAUGAAGAGUUUGGACGUGAAAUGCUUGCAGGAGUGAACCCUGUCAUCAUUCGUCGUCUCGAAGUGUUUCCCCCUGUCAGUACUCUAGAUUCUAAAAAAUAUGGGAAGCAAGACAGUACAAUCACAGAAGAGCUCAUAGAGCCUUACAUGAAUGGCCUCACUACAGCAGAAGCAAUUGAGCACAACAAGUUAUUCAUUUUAGAUCAUCAUGAUGCGUUAAUGCCAUUCCUCACACUAAUAAACUCCACCAACUCCAAGAUAUAUGCUACCAGAACAAUCCUUCUUCUACAAGAUGAUGGAACAUUGAAACCACUGGCAAUUGAGUUGAGCUUACCGCACCCUCAAGGGUAUGAACAUGGAGCUGUUAGCAAAGUUUUCACCCCUGAAGAAAAAGGCAUCGGAAAUACCAUUUGGCAACUAGCAAAAGCUUAUGUUGCCGUAAAUGACUCUGGCUACCAUCAACUUAUUAGCCAUUGGUUGAAUACUCAUGCUGUAAUAGAACCUUUUAUCAUUGCAACAAAUAGACAACUAAGUGUUCUUCACCCAAUAUACAAGCUCCUCCACCCCCACUUCAAAGAUACUAUGAAUAUAAACGCACUAGCAAGGCAAACCCUCAUCAAUGCAGGUGGUAUACUAGAAAUGACAGUCUUCCCAGGAAAGUAUGCUAUGGAAAUUUCUGCUGUUAUAUACAAGAACUGGGUAUUUACAGACCACGCUCUACCUACUGAUCUCCUCAAGAGGGGAGUAGCGGUUGAAGACUCAAGCAGUCCCCAUGGCCUAAAACUUCUCAUUGAGGAUUACCCAUUUGCCGUUGAUGGACUAGAAAUCUGGUCAGCAAUCAAAACUUGGGUAACUGAAUACUGCAACACCUACUACAAAACAGAUGAAAUGGUCAAAGAAGACACUGAACUCCUAUCAUGGUGGACUGAGGUCCGAACAGAAGGCCACGGCGACAAGAAAGAUGAGCCAUGGUGGCCCAAGAUGGAGAGCAUAUCCGAACUUAUCCACUCCUGCACCAUAAUCAUAUGGAUCGCUUCUGCCCUUCACGCGGCUGUGAAUUUUGGGCAAUACCCAUAUGCAGGGUACCUCCCGAACCGACCCACCGUGAGCCGGCGGUUCAUGCCAGAGCCAGGCACUCCCGAGUACGAAGAGGUGGAAACGAACCCAGAAGUGGCAUAUUUGAAAACCAUCACUGCUCAGUUUCAAACCCUCCUCGGAGUUUCCCUGAUUGAGGUACUGUCACGACAUACAGGGGACGAGGUUUAUCUGGGUCAGAGAGACACACUAGAGUGGACUAUGGAUGAGGAAGCAGUGAAUGCGUUUACAAGAUUUGGAGACAGGCUAAAGGAAAUAGAGAAUAGAAUCAUGGAGAUGAACAGUAAUGGAAAAUGGAAAAACAGAGUCGGGCCUGUGAAAGUUCCGUACACUUUGUUGUAUCCCAACACUUCAGGUUAUCCCAACGAGGGACUCACCGGAAAAGGCAUCCCGAACAGUAUUUCCAUCUAGAUUAAACAAUUUGUUUAUUUUAUAUAUAUAAAUAUAUAAAUUUGUUACUAUAUAUGUUUUGGUGGGUCUGUGUAGUGUUGCAGAGUGAGUUUGAUAUGGAAAAAUAGUGUGGUUUUCCCUUAAUUUCAGUGAAGUAAGUUGAGAUUUUAAGAUUUGUACAAGUGUGUUAUAUCUAUUGUUCUUGGCAGGAUUAUCAUCUCAACUAUUGAAGGUACUAUCAAGAAUAACGAAAUAGAGAGAAAAGUAUGAAGUGAAGAAUUGUUGUAUUUAGUUCUAAAUGAAAAGUGUACAAAAGAAACUUACAUGCAAUACAAAGCUAAAGCUCAUCACUUAUAA